Adineta ricciae is the source of this 1908-nucleotide messenger RNA. The record is from the annotation of a GenBank genome assembly. NCBI's taxonomy places the organism in Eukaryota, Metazoa, Rotifera, Eurotatoria, Adinetida, Adinetidae.
AUGGAUGCGAAAAGUCAACUCGAAUUACCAACUCCCCCAACCUUUUCUCAAAUGAUGGAAGAUUUGGACAUCAUGACAUCGGAUGACAAAAUUUUUAAAUUAUUUCAACUUGAACAGUUAAUUGAUCAAUGCGAAGAUCAAUCUUCAUCAUCAUCAAACCGAACUCCAGUCGAACAAACUUAUUGGUUGAUAAAUAAAUUUCUUAGUCGAUUGAAAACUUUGCAAGAUCUUGAUACAACCAUAACAACACAGAAUGAUGCGAUAAUCGAACAAACGCCGAGUGAGAAAACAAUGCGAACUGUCGCUAUUAUCGGUGGCGGUGUAAGCGGUUUAAUAUGUAUUAAAUGUUGCUUGGAAGCGGGCCUUGUCCCAACAUGUUAUGAAAUGACGAAUGAUAUCGGCGGACUUUGGAACUAUGACGCCAAUGCAGUUGACGGCAAAGCGAGCGUGAUGAAAUCGACUGUGAUCAACACUUCGAAAGAAUUCAUGGCUUUCAGCGAUUAUCCUGCACCGAUUGAAUAUCCGAAUUACAUGCAUAAUACAAAAUUGUUAGAAUAUUUUCGCAUGUAUGCAAAACAAUUUCAGUUGACAAACCAUAUCCGGUUUCGAACAUUUAUCACGCGUGUUCAACCUGCAGAUGAUUAUGAACAAACAGGCGCUUGGUUAGUGUAUAGUGUUAAUGCAGAAGAAGCAGAUAGAAGAACGACGGAGAAUGAAAAAUGCGAAAAAUACGAUGCGGUCAUGUUAGCCACGGGACAUCAUGCACAUCCACGAUGGGUCGAUUUCCCUGGUUUAGAGAAUUUUAAAGGUACAAAAUUGCAUAGUUGGCAAUAUAAAACUCCACAUGGUUUUGAAGAUAAAGUAGUAGUGAUAAUUGGCAUUGGUAAUUCGGGAGGAGACAUGGUUGUUGAGCUAGGUCGAUUUGCUAAACAAGUCUAUCUAAGCACUCGCCGUGGCUCAUGGGUAUUGAAUCGUGUUGGACCAAAUGGUUGGCCAGCUGAUUUAUAUAGUACGAGUACAGUAGCUUGUACAGUUCAAAGAUAUUUUCCAUGGCUAGUUAAUAAAUUGCUUGAACGGGAUAUGAGUAAACGAUUUGACCAUGAAUUGUAUAAAAUGAAACCAAAACAUCGUCCUUUGCAACAACAUCCAUGCAUGAACGACGACUUACCGAAUAGGAUUUUAUGUGGAUCCGUUAUCGUAAAACCAGAUAUUAAAGAGUUUACCGCUGAUGGACAUGGAAUUGUAUUUACAGACGGUUCCAAACUUGAUCAUGUCGAUUGUGUGCUAAUGGCAACAGGUUUCAGCAUUGCAUUUCCAUAUUUGGAUGAAAAAAUCAUUUCCGUUCAAGAAAAUCACGUUCGACUCUAUGAAUAUGUUUGGCCAUCUCAUAUGAAACAUUCAACACUUGCCGUCAUGGGUCUUGUACAACCAUGGGGUGCGAUUAAUCCAAUCACAGAACUUCAGGCACGCUGGGCUGCCAAAGUAUUCAAAGGUGAAUUGAAAUUACCAUCACGUUCGAAAAUGGAUGAAGAUAUCGAUGAUAAAGCGACAAAAAUGAGAGAACGAUAUGUUGCUUCACCACGACAUACUGUCCAGGUUGAUUAUAUGGAACAUUGCGAUGAACUUGCUGAUCAUCUCGGCUGCCGACCAAAUAUACUAAAUUUUCUUAAAACUGACUUUAAACUCGGCUGGAAAUUAUUAUUUGGACCGUACACACCCUAUCGUUACCGUUUAGAAGGUUCUCGUAAAUGGGCUGGAGCUCGUGAAGCAAUUCUAACACAAGAUGAAAGAGUAAGGUAUCCUCUCUGUGCUGCACAAGACAAUAAACAAGGCAUUGAAUGGACAUCGAUGUUUUCAAUUAUUGCUGUAGUAGUACUUCUGUUUAUUGUCGUUCGGUGUUUUGUAUAA